AUGUCCAUGUUUGCCAUGCCGCAACACCACUACAGCUACGGUGCGCCGCCCGCACCCACGCGGCAUUAUUCCACACACGGAACCAGCAGUGCCUUCAGCAGUUCGGCUCACCCCGACGAGGAUUGGACCAAGAUCUCAGACCUUGCCGAGCGCCGAAGGAUACAGAACCGCAUUGCCCAGCGCAACUACCGGAAAAAGCUCAAGCGACGCUUGGAAGACCUCGAGCGCCGUGCCGGCUCCUCGGAUGAGGCGGAGCCCGAGAAGAAGCCCAGCCCCAGCAAAAGCAACAAGCGUCAGGCCUCGGCCACGGCCAAGGUGCAAAAGCCUCAGCCUGCACCGGCGAAGCCUCUGUCGCAGGGCCAGUUUACGCCGCCCAUGGAUCACGCCGACGAUCUUGUCUUCAGCACGCCCGCCUACGAUGACCGCGAGCGCUCUCACACGCCGCCCAUGUUCCAAUACCCGGCCUACCCGGCCCCGGAUGAGCUGCUGCUGGACCCGUACGGCUCGACACAGCCUUACCCCACCAUGUCUGCCGGCACCGCCGACCCCUAUCCCAACUACCUGACGGCAACGUCGACUAUGCCGGCAACUCUGCCUUCCAUGACGCAGUUUAGCGACGCCAUGAAGCGGGAGUCGUUUACUAGCGACGACGGCAUGGGCUCGUACCUCAACUACAGCUUUGUGCCCGGCGUCGACAUGGGCGUGCCAAGCCCCUACGACCCAUCCAACCCUCAUACACCACCGCUGUCGCAUUCAUUUGACCACUCGGCGUCGUGCUCAGAGACAGGUUAUGAGUACCCGACGACACCCUUGUCAAUGCCCGGGUCGCCCGGCAUGCUUCAGCAACAUCCGCAAUGA
Hirsutella rhossiliensis is the source of this 858-nucleotide messenger RNA. RefSeq names its product putative transcription factor bzip protein. The record is from RefSeq and is a predicted model, not a curated record. Gene Ontology annotation, biological process: regulation of DNA-templated transcription. NCBI's taxonomy places the organism in Eukaryota, Fungi, Ascomycota, Sordariomycetes, Hypocreales, Ophiocordycipitaceae. The transcript is spliced from 3 exons. Gene Ontology annotation, molecular function: DNA-binding transcription factor activity. Bases 1 to 858 code for a protein of 285 amino acids.